This is a messenger RNA of Solanum pennellii, 778 nucleotides long. Its product is annotated as VQ motif-containing protein 31-like. The coding region runs from base 1 to 522 and encodes 173 amino acids. The transcript has a single exon. The record is from RefSeq and is a predicted model, not a curated record. Lineage: Eukaryota; Viridiplantae; Streptophyta; Magnoliopsida; Solanales; Solanaceae.
AUGUUUUGCAGAUACAAAAAACCAGUGAACACAAUGGAAAUGACAACGAUUCAUACAAGGUUAUCGAAAGAAAUGACAACAUUCGUACAGGCAGACUUAUCUUGCUUUCGAGAAGUUGUUCAACGAUUAACUGGUACAUCUGAAUGUAUUGAUGGAAAUCUCGAAAUUGCAGCAACAACAAACAUGUCAAAAGCUCAAAAGCAGCAUAAUACAUCAAAGCUUCACCAUCGCAGACAAUGUCGAAGACCAUACAUAGAGAUUACUAACUCACAGUUUCAGUCCAUCAUCAUCCCAAGUCCCUCAACUCGUUCAAACAAACGAGCUUCUCCAUCCAUUGAGACGAUAAAUAAAGUGGAAGAAGAGAAAGCUAUCAAAGAAAGAAGGUUUUACUUGCAUCCGUCUCCCAGGUCUAAACAUGGAAAUGCUGAAGAACCAGAGUUACUCACCUUGUUUCCUUUAAUUUCCCCUCGUGAAACAAUGGAUCGUGAACAAUCAGUUGAAGGAUUUUGUUUCUUCAGCUAGAAACUACUUUGUAAAAGAUACAGUUCCUACAUAAGAUUCUAAUACAACAGAUAACUUUUAGAAGCAAGCAAAAACCUGUCGUAAUUUUUCUUUCAAAGGAUACGAGGUAAAAAUGAGACUGUUAAGUUAGUGCUCAGUUAUCAUAAUCAGUAAAACGAAGAUGCAAAAUAACCACGAGCAAAAUACAAGCGAUUCCCACCAUUGAAAUGCUUACAAAAUGUUUAUAUCUAAACAAAAAAAGAUCGCUUACUGUUAA